AUGGCAGCAGCCUCCUCCUCCUCCUCCGUUUCCAGCUCGACCACGAAGCUCCGGAGCCCAUUCUCCACCCCGAACCUCCUCCUCUCCGUCCUCAACUUCACCCUCCUCCUCCUCGCCGCAGCCUCCAUCCCGCCGGUCAUCCUCCUCCGAACCCCGCCGACCUCCAUGGGGAUGGCCUUCCUCGCCGUCUCGGGCAUCACCGUCCUCUCCUCGCUCGUCGGGUUCUACUCCCAGCUCAACCACCUCUGCUUCGUCACCCACUUGUCCCUCCUCCUGGCCUCCCUCUCCGCCCAGGUCCUCUCCGUGCUGGCGCUCUUCUCCAAGGAGGAAUCGAGCCUCGAGCUGCUGCGGCCCGCGAGGAACGACCCCAGGGAGGCGAAGCUGCUGGUGAGGCUGGAGUGCGGGGUGAUGGUGGCGAUGGCGGUGGUCCAGGCCGCCGUGCUGGUGCUGGGAUGUGCGGUGCACCACUGCUGGGUGAGGGAGUACGCAGGGCUCGAGGCCGAGCGCGACGCGACGGCGAGGAAGCGGAGUAGUAGACGGCGGCGGAUGGCGAGGGUGGUGCAGGAGGAGGAAUCGGCGGCGGAAUUGGAGGAGGUGAAGGUUGUGGAGUUGGACGAGAAGUUGCAGCAGGGCAAGUACGGAAAGUCGAUGGAUUCUGGGUCUUUCCAGACCAAGAAGAGGGAAGAGCUUUCGUUACACAUACAUCACCCCGCAGCUUUUGAUCCAAAAUGGGAUACGCCCAGGCAACCUGAUCUGCGCUUUGACCGCCUUCAGAUACCCGAACAGGAUUUGAAGGAGCUUAACAAGCUGGAGUUUGGGCAAUUCGUCGCUAGAGAGGCUUUAAUUGAUGAAGAAUACUGGACAGCAGCCUGGCUGAGAGCAGAAAGUCUCUGGGAGAAUCGAGACAAAGACAGGUGCGGUAAAUCCAGCUGAACUGCUUUUACUAGUUCCCAAUAUUCUGUAUUGCUAUGAACCUCUUUCUUUAUUCUUGUCCUUGCUAAAUAAGGACCUCGAAAUUCUCCUUGCUGGUUCAAAUUGAUCACCUUUCACAUAAAAACUUGAUUGUAGUGCAGUAUAUUUGAAUGCAUUAUAAUGAUUCGUUGACAAGAUUAAGUCUUGGAUCAAGAUUAGGAUUUUAGCCCAGUAAUCACUAAUCAGACGCUAAUGGUUUUGGUUGGCCUAUAUCUGAUGAACAUAGAUAUGCUGAUAGUCUGAAGAAGAAAUAUGCAGAUCAGGAGUUCCAUGCCAUAAGAAGGCGACUCAUUGGUCCAUAUGGCCAAAAGUCUAAGUGCAUAAUUACACUGAGAAAGCAAGAUGAGAAGGUGAAACGCACAGUACUGAAGAGUGUGGUUGGGACUCUGGAUUUAAGCAUUCGCAGUUUGCUGCCUGGAGAGAUCUUCCCUGGGGUAUAUGGAAAGGCUCCUCACUUCUGCAACAUCGACGGAGGAGGGGAAGACAGAUACAGCUACGUCUCCAACUUGGUGGUCUCAUUGUCUGCUCGCCGCCAGGGGAUAGCAACUAAUAUGAUGCAGUUCGUAGUUGAAACGGCGAAGUCUAGUGGUGUGGAACAUUUGUAUGUUCAUGUUGAUAGAAACAACAAACUAGCACAGCAGUUGUACGACAAGAUGGGAUUCAAGAUGAUUGAAGAGGCAAGUGAUGGAUUGGUAGAAGACAACACAUUCCUCCUACGUUGCAGAUUGUAAAGAUACGGGAAAUGAGUUUUCUGUACAGAUAGCAGUGAAUAGGACAGUUGAUUACUACUUUUGACAGGAAUUUUAUUUGAUAAUGUGUAGCCUUAGAUUUGGCAAUUGAGAACCAACCUCUGCGCAAGCAUUUAUCGAGAGGGAAAGCAUUACAAUAUGGUGUAUCGAUCCAUUACAGUUCGAGAACAGCAUUUCGUACAUAAACCUGAUUGUUCAUUCCUUGCUGCCAGCGACUACUGCAGCUCUGUAUAAAUACAUGCUUUCUCAUUCUAUUGAUUCAUAACUCCAGUUAUUGCUAUUUGUAACGCAAAACAAUGUUUCUGGGCGGCCUUCAAAAUUGGCGUUUCCUUCAGUAAGGU
This is a messenger RNA of Linum tenue, 2062 nucleotides long. The record is from the annotation of a GenBank genome assembly. NCBI's taxonomy places the organism in Eukaryota, Viridiplantae, Streptophyta, Magnoliopsida, Malpighiales, Linaceae.